GGGACGUCCUUCGCUGUGGUUCCCGCCGUAUUGGACAGCUCAAGGCUGGCGCAGUACGACGCCUCGGUGGAGCUGUGGCGCGACGUGCUGCAGAUGCUGCACAUGCUCAUGGAGCAGGGCUACUGGCCGGCCAAGGCGAACAGCCGGGUCCUCUCCUUGUUCUGGUCCGCGCAGCAGCGCUUUUUCAAGGGGAUCAUCAUCGGCGCGAAGGUGCCAGAGGUCGUGAGGCUGACCAACGAGGCAUUAGGGAACGGCGAAGCGGUGGUCCUCUCCCUCUGGACGACCAACGAGGGCCCCAUGAACAAGGCCCAGGACUGGAAGGCCCCCGACGAGGACCAGUGCAACGACGGCUUUCUGUCUGGCCCGGAGCUGAUCAUGCGCAACUUCAUCGAAUCGCAAUUCCCAGCUGACAGGAGAUUUUACGGACGCUUUGCCUGGGCGGUGGACCAGAAGGCUAGCAUUCACGCCCGCAUCGUGGAGCUGAAGCUGCCGCCCAACCCGCUGGACGAUCUGAUCGACCGGCUGGGAGGGCCACAGGCCGUGGCCGAGAUGUCCGGCCGGUCGCACCGUCGCUGCCGCGACGCUGCCUCGGGCGAGGUGCGGGUGGAGAGGCGGAAGUCCGCCAGGGCGGGCCCGGGCGGCACCGUGGACUCCGUGAACCUGGGGGAGCAGCGGGCCUUCCAGAGCGGUUUCACGUCGUCGGUUUCAGGCAUUCUCAUCGACGCUGAGAGACUCUUCGCCACCGCCAUACUGGACCGCAGGUCAAACAACGAAGCAUGCUUCUGCCAGUUGGAUUGCCAGUGCGAGGACAGAGACUCCUACAUCAUUUGCCACACCGCUUCGGUGAUCGUGGUCGGCCAGACCUUCGUCCUGCUAGAUAUCAGCAUGGAGGCCGACGAGGGUGCGAGUCUGAUCGUCCUUGACUACGUGGGCAACUGCCUUCCUCAGCUGCGUGGUAAGCUCUACAUGCUCGUCGGUGGCGCCUGCCCCUCGGACGAUCGGAUUCGCCGCGAGGCCCAGGCUGCUGGUCUGUAG
Molecule: messenger RNA, 1035 nt
Organism: Prorocentrum cordatum
Lineage: Eukaryota; Dinophyceae; Prorocentrales; Prorocentraceae
Source: the annotation of a GenBank genome assembly